This is a messenger RNA of Xyrichtys novacula (pearly razorfish), 6811 nucleotides long. NCBI's taxonomy places the organism in Eukaryota, Metazoa, Chordata, Actinopteri, Labriformes, Labridae. The record is from the annotation of a GenBank genome assembly.
CCACUUCCGAGAUGAAGUUAAGAAGAGCUCUGUCGCACAGCGAGAAAGCAUGAACUGACAAUCUCCAAGAAACAAAAGACCUCUAGAUCAUUCUGAGAAAACAUAUUUGGACUUUGGGAUGUUUUUGGAAUCGAAACUAAAGGAGUUAUUCGCUCUUUUCCCACAUCUAUGAGGGCAAUCCGCAGCUGCCUCACAGCCUGAAUUUGCGGCGAAAAGAAACGUGCAUUUUUCUUCGAAAUACGCACACAGACUGCAAAGACAGCAACCUGGACUACUCUUCUGAAAUAGGAAUGGUUUAUCCUCCUGAAGGUUUAUUCUACAUCGAAAUGGAUCAAGCACCACCAGGUAAGUUUAGGGUUAAAGGCAGCCAUUGUCUGAUCUGUGGGGGGUCGGGAAACAUUUUAUUCCCCUUUCUACAUUGUCUUUUGCUUGCAUUAUGUCAUAUAAACGCAGUGACAAAGUUGACACCUGACAAGUACAGUGCAGGUGUCUGUAAAACGUUACAAUAGCCGGGUCGUCGGUGCUGCGCUCCCCCUGUGGCUAUGCCCAGGCAUGCAUAGCGCAAUUCACUUGCCAAUUACGUAAUACCUUUCUGUGGACCAGGCGCAGCGGCUUUGCCUUCUUCUCCAUUGUCCCAGCACAUAUGACAAACUUGGACUACAGUGCACAUCGCUUUCGCAGGUUCUCAUGAACCAAAUGAUACACUUGAAAUGUGUGACAGUAAAAAAGGGGGUGCAUUUUGUCGAGGGGGGGAUAGAUUUGAGUGUGUGUUAAUGAUCGCCGCAUGAAACGACCGCUUUGUUCUCCUCUGCAGCCAGCCGUGCUUAAUUUGUGUGCUAGCUCUCAAAGUAGGCUAGAGGCAAGCAAACCAGACAGCUCGUCUCAUGACUUAACUCCGGCAGCUAAUACAACACUUCAUUUUUUAUUUACAUUUGUCAUCUGACCUCGGCUCUAUAACACUGUCCUAACAACGACAUAACACUUCAUGUCGGAUUUGCAGCCUGUUGUGUCGUCCUAUAGGUUACCACCUCAACUAAUUGAUACAAUUAUAUGGUUAUUUUUUCAGAUGAUUAAAAAAUGGUGAAUAACCCUACAAGAAUAUAAAUAAAUAAAGAUGUCUGAAUCGACCUCAGAACAAUAUAAAUGCCUUGUGCUGCUGCCAGAAGUAUUAAGAGUCCUUUUUGUAGGAAUGCUUUAGUGUUCAUGCCAGUGUUCAUUUUUUUGUGUGUUUUCUGGACUGAAUACAGAGAAAAAGCGAGCUAUACCGUGACAGAGCUGAUAUUUUAUUAUUAUUCCACACUUAAAUUACGUGGCUCUUGUCUGUACUGGUAUGCGCAUGUGGGUUUUGGAAGCCAGUGGAGUUUCUUGGCAGGAGACAGAGAGGAGGAGGGGGUUGAUGGUAGUGCAGAUUUAAUUUUGCUGAGUUCAGGAGCCGCAGCUUUUUCGUUGUGUGCCUGCCACUGUGCUGCUGCUGCACCUGCCUUUUGUUUAUUUUAAGGUAAGAGAAAAAAGGGGGAGCGGAUGGUGGGAGAAACCCACAUUUUCUGCUCUCUGAGGGUGCUCUUGUAUUCUCACUAACUGCCUCAUGAAAGGCACUUUUGUCCUGCAGUGAAAUAUAUCGCCCUUCACCUCCUCUUGAUGCGGUUUGCCCUCUUUUUUUUCAUUUUUAGGAAAACGCUUAAUGUUCCGGCCAGGCGAGCAGAUUUUAUUCCUUAAAGGUUGGCGGAAAACUUAAGAGGAUCUGCACGCGUGCAGUCGUUAUAGGGUGGUGGGAGGGGUGAUCCAAGAGGCUCAAAAUAUAACAUCUGGUUUAUGUAAUGCCUUUCAUGCAAUUCAGGACAGUGCCAAAGGCUGCUGCAAACUUCACAAGCUCUAUUUUGCUAAAGUUGGAGGCAAGUGAACACCCAAUUAUGACAACUUCUUUCUUAACACAGGAGGGAAAACGGUUUUCACAGUUGUUGACUGAUGGUGUUCACAAGUGAGGACCAACCGCCACAUUUCCUUUUUUAGAGCCAACCACACUUAAGAUCUUGGACAUGAUUUGACAGUGAUAUCUCUUGGAAACAUGCCUGGGCUUGUCCCCAGAUCUUGACAGGCUCCAUCAAGCAAGGGUGUGACAGAGUGUGAAUGUGCGUGCUGGGGGUUAACUCUAGUUCCUUGACAGACACAUCCAAUAUGAGUGCUCACAGUAUUCAACUUAACAUAGGUCAUUAGUUAGAUCUCUGUCUAAAAAAGGUCCUAGCAUUUCAUUUUCUUACCCCACCUUUUCUCUUUUCCUUUCAGCUCUUCCUCCCAGGUCUACAAAACCAGUGUCCACCACCAUGAACAACAACUGCCUUGCGCCACCCAUGUACUCACUUCAGGACGCUGAAUGGUAUUGGGGAGAUAUGACAAGGUAAAGAAAAAGAACACUAACAUCCAUGCAAAUACAGUCACCUGCUUAUGGUUCGUUGUUUGAUUGUCUAAUGUGGUGGAUCCAAUAACUGUUAAACUGAUUUGCCCCUAGGGAUGAAGUAAAUGAGAAGCUCCGGGACACACCUGAUGGUUCCUUUUUGGUGCGUGACGCAUCAACAAAGCUGCAAGGAGACUUCACGCUAACAUUAAGGUAUGCGAAAAGGAAAAUGUGAAAGAUACAGUUCCCAUCAAAUAAGUGUUGUACAUACGAUAGACAGGCUUUAAAUUUGAUUUUGCAAUAAUCUAAUUUUGUGCUCUGCUCUUUCACUUCUAUAGGAAAGACGGACACAAUAAACUGAUCAAGAUUUACCACCGUGACGGGAAGUAUGGUUUCUCGGAUCCCCUUACAUUUACGUCAGUAGUGGAGCUCAUAUGGUACUAUCAGCACCAUCCAUUGGUGGAAUAUAAUGCAACCCUGGACCUGAUGCUCACCCAUCCUGUGUCCCGCUUCCAGCAGGUGAGACAGCACUAGUAGUUUGUUUUUUCCUCCCCAAAAAUAAGAUGUGUAACAAUGCAACAUGGCCAAAGAAGUGAUGAUAUUAACUCAUGAACUAUAUAUUUUUUAUCUUCCAGGUUAAAGAGGAUAGUGUUGAUGUAGCUGGCAGAAAGCUCAAGGAAGUCCAUUGUCAGUAUCAAGAGAAGUCAAAAGAGUUUGAUCGCCUUUAUGAAACAUUCACAAAGACCUCACAGGUAAAAACGAACUCCAUGAAUGAAUUCUGAUGGUCUGCUGUGUCUGAGCUAAUGUUUUUCUACACAGCAGAAUCCCAUUCCUCACUCAUCUAGUGUUUUCUUUGUGCUGCAGGAGAUCCAAAUGAAGCGGACUGCAAUAGAGGCAUUUAAUGAGACGAUGCUGAUCUUUGAGGAGCAGUGUCGUGAACAGGAGCGUUAUGGGGAGGAGUUUGAGAGGAACAAUCAGACAGAAGGAGCAGACAAAGAUCUGGAAAGGUACUUUUUUUUUUUUUUUACCAUAAAAUGUCACUAAAAAUGUUCUCUUUGGAUCUAUGUAAUCAUUUUCUUUUUGACUGUAUUCUGACUUGUGCCCUUUGACUUAAUUUUUUUAGCUUUCUGAUUCACUACGAGAAGCUAAAGUGUCGUCUUGGGGAGAUCUAUGACAGCAAAAUCCAUCUAGAGGAAGACUUGAGAACGCAGGUGGAGGACUACAGAGAGACAGACAGGAAGAUAAACAGCUUGCGGCCUGACCUCAUCCAGCUACGCAACAUCAGAGACCAGUACCUCAAGUAAGUGUUGACAGAAUAUUGUGUGUCAUAAAUUGCUGCAAGCAUGAAAGGAAAACACAAUUUCUGUAGCUUCUGUGGCUGUGUCAGAGUUGAAAUUAAAGCUUGCUUCACAUCUGUAUUUGCAGCUGGCUUAAUCACAAAGGUGUACGGCAAAAACGCAUAAAUGACUGGCUCGGGACACAAAACGACAGCCUGGAUGAGUGAGUUUUAACAGAUUCAGAACACUUGAAACUGAUAAACUUAAUAAGGAGUGUUAACAGAAUUUUAACAAUAGUGCCUUUGUUUUUUUAUACAGCACGUAUGUGUUGAAGGGAGACGAGAAGAAUUUGCCACAUCAGGAGGAGACGAGUUGGUUUGUUGGUGAGCUGAGUCGGACGCAGGCAGAGGAGAUGCUUCAAGGAAAGGCUCCUGGAACGUUCUUAAUCCGGGAGAGCAGCAAACAGGGAUGCUACGCCUGCUCUGUUGUGUGAGUAAAACAUCUUGGAAAGCUAAAUUUAGGGUAAAUAUUAUGUUUGCCAUAAUGAUGUGUCACUCAUUGAUUAUUUUCCUCUUUUUUUUCUUUUUACAGAGUAAAUGACGAAGUGAAGCACUGUAUGAUCUACAGCACUCCACACGGAUACGGCUUCGCUGAGCCCUACGACGCUCACUGCUCACUGAAAGACCUUGUCUUGCACUAUCGCCUGCACUCCUUAGCGCAACACAAUGACGCCCUGGAUGUUCGGCUGUCACAUCCAGUACAUGCCAAAGCUACAGCCAUGCCUUCGCAACACGCAGAGGAACACAAACUCUUACAGACUCCAAAACACACAGUGGGGCUGCCGCCUGCCGCUCCAGAAAUGUAAUCCAAUGGAGAGAGACACAAAGGACACGUGUUUUACUGUAUCAUGCGAGAAUGACUGCAUCAAGGUGCAUUGUGUAAAGUUUUGCACUACAGUGAUUCCAUCGGUUUUUGUGAAUGGGAUUUCACAAAUUGAAGUGGGACCGGAACUUGAAUGUCAGCUUGAACAUUUUUGUUUAGUUUUGAGAGAAACUGUUUAAGCUUUUAUUUUUUUGUACUUCAUUCAAUGCCAUUUGUUCAAUGGACAUCUUUUUCGUAGGGAUUUUGACAACCGGUUUGUUGCUCACUGACAUCAGGUGCUGCACCUUCAUCUGACUUUUACAACAAGAAUUGAUGUUGCUAGUGAUGUUCAUUUCCCCUGUUAACAAUUGUUUAAUUCUCAAAAUUGACCAAUAGGUUAGAAAUAUGUUCUGUUAUGAUGGAGUUAUAUUUCUACCUCAUUUCCUAAAUGCUUUCUUUUGUAUUUUGAGCACAAAAAACAUAGGUGACAGGACAUAAGUUGACCACAUUAAAGACAUAAUUAAUUAAUUAUGUUAGAUAAGUAUUAGCUUGUAAAUAAGGAUAACAGCAAAACUUCAUUUUUGUACUAAACAGUUAUGCCAUGAGGUGGUUUAUAGUUGUCAAGGAAGUUGGCUAGCUAUAAGCAUAUUGAAGUGGAAUGUAAAAAUGUUUUAACCUCUAUUUACAGUCAUUUGUGAAACAGAGUUAAAAAGCCAAAAAGACACUUUAAAUUCUAAUUCGUCGUACACAAACUUAAUAAUAAUGCUUUGCCUGGUUGAUCAUCGGAUAAAGCUACGUGUGCAUUAGCUAGCAAACUAUCAAGAUAGAUAAGCUAAAAGAUAAAGUAGAGAAUAAUUUAAUAACGGGAUAUAACAAAGGCUGCCAAACCAAGGUUUGAGCCAAUUUGCCAUAGUCUGCGUGGGGCAGAGGAGCUGCUUCUUAUUCUGCCAGUCCUGCCCUGCUCCCCUAGUAACGGAUAACAACACAAGCUGUCAGACUGGAGACAAAACAGCCAAUCAGAGUAAACGCACUCCAGUUUCUGUAUCGGCUGUUAUUUUGGCACAGUGCAAAGAGCAGGAGUAUUGGAAGGGAAAUGGGUAAGAAAGUUUAGUAAAAGUGAGGGGAGAGGUUAUUUUUGUAAACUUUGUAUGAAAAUAAAUUUAGUGGUAUUAUAUAUAUACUCAGUGCGACAUAGAUUUCUGAUCACUUAAAUACAGUUGUCCCUACUGUGAUAGAAACUAAACCACGAGUAAUUAAAAAAAAAAAACAUUGUGCUCAAAAUGUCACACUGCAUGCUAAGAAAUAAGGUACAAACAUAAUUCCUUAGUUUACUAUUACUUGGUGCAUUUGUGAGGGGAAAAAUGGUGCUGUAAACAGGCUGUUUCCUUCAUAGCGGUUUGGUGGACCAAACCAUUUUUGGGUAAAUGCCACGUGUGAAUAUGUGAAAAUGUUGUGGUGCAUGUUGACAAUUUGCCCUUCUCUUAGCAGACAUUCAUACACGGUGGAUAAUUAUGUAGCAUUAACAUCCUGUAGAAUACCAUUAUAUGAGCAUACUAAAUGUUAAACCCAUUGACCAAAGCACUUAAUAGUGAGCUAAAACUACAUCCCUGUUGAGUCCAGUAAAUGCGUUUGGGCAAGGGGAGGGAAAUUAAUGUACACCUGCUGAUGUGCUGAUUGGAACAUAAUCUGAAGUACUGUAUGUUAUAUUCUGUUACUCAAAGAAGUAUAAGCUUUUUGUAUUCUAUAUAUAUUUUUUCUAUAAACAUGCCACAAGAUGAAAGCUUGAAGAAAGUGCAAUCCAACAGUAUUUCUAUUGUUGCAAUGAAUGACGACGAUGAUGAUGGUGGUGACGGUGAUGCUGUUAUGAGAGGUUGACAUUAGCCACAAGAAUGCACUCUCUUGGGUGGUGUUGGUAUGAUGUGGCCUCCGAUGUUUGUGUGAACUGCCAGAGGUCCGGAAGUAUCCUGCCUCCAUUACUUGAACUGUGGCAUUGCUCGAGCUAUGAAUGUUUUUCAUGACAUGCCGCCUACAUAGCUUAAGAGGAAAGGAAUCCAUGUUGAACUUGGCACAUUUUUCAAGUUUGAGGACAAUAGAUACUCUGUACAGAAAACUGUAAAAUGUAUUUGAGGUUGGUUAUUGGUGGGGGGUUAUAAAGCCUCCUCUAAACCUAUUACUCCACUGGGGGAUUGAGGAAACUCCUAAGGUGAAGCUAAGCAAUGUGAGAUCCUGACCUUUUUCUUGCUUAAAGACAAUAAACUGAUGAGGGUUUUGUCAACUUGCG